AUGCUUUCCAAAUCGUUUGUCCUGCACGUACUUUCUGCCUUUGCAUUCUCCAAGCAGGUUUUGGCUCGUCCCGUUGUUGUCCCUCCACACUACGCUCGCGCCGCGGAGGUUAAUACUGCGACUUGUGCUGUCGUCACGGUAACCGUCAGUGACACGGCUCCCACGAGCACGGUGGCUGCCACUACGACUGCCUCGGCUACCGCUGCGACCUCAACACUCUCUUCAUCCGUCAUAGGCGACUUCGGCUCGUGCUCCGUGCCCGAGAUCGAGUUUGGCACUGGCUUCGGCGGCAGGACAGAAACCGCGUUCCAACCCGUGAAUCAGACAUCUUACAAUCACGGUUCCGCAGACAACAUCGCUGUCAUCACCUCCUUCAUCUGUCUCGCCCUCACCAAUACUUGCGGAGCGAAUGCGCUGGCCAAGUCGACGUGCGCCACGGCCGCGUCUGCUGCAGCUAACUGUUCGGCAUUGAGACCGAUUUCGCUUCCGUUCCUGAAGUAA
This is a messenger RNA of Fibroporia radiculosa, 501 nucleotides long. RefSeq lists its product as uncharacterized. The record is from RefSeq and is a predicted model, not a curated record. Bases 1 to 501 code for a protein of 166 amino acids. Lineage: Eukaryota; Fungi; Basidiomycota; Agaricomycetes; Polyporales; Fibroporiaceae. The transcript has 5 exons.